Messenger RNA from Bursaphelenchus okinawaensis, 600 nucleotides. NCBI's taxonomy places the organism in Eukaryota, Metazoa, Nematoda, Chromadorea, Rhabditida, Aphelenchoididae. The record is from the annotation of a GenBank genome assembly.
AUGUUCUACUGGAUCCACUUCCAAGUCAAAUACAACUUAUUGGCCUAUGGUACAUUAAGCGAGUGUUUCGAGAUACGACAAACAAAGAUGGUACUGAAUUACAUUAAGAGCUUGAUUACAUCGUUUGUCAUAUUGUUAACAAUAUGUGGCAUUGGUCAAAGUACAGUAAUGUACCUAAGGUUUGUAGAGAAACAAGAGGAGGAAGAACCUAUUGUCAUGUUAACCUACUUGGUAAGUCAAAAAAUUUUAUUUCUAACGUACUGUAGAUACGACAGCUUAAAGUACCACAUUCAAAAGGCCAUUUUUAACAAAACAAACUCUUUUAAUGACAAAGUUAACAUGUAGAACAAGUAAUGACAUACCUAUGCUAAAUAUUUUAAGGGUCUUUACGUAUCCUUGUGCACGUACAACUUUAUAUCAAUGUUGUACAUGAUACGAUCGUUCCCACAGCUUCAGAAAGCCAUAAUCAAAGACUUGCCUUUCUUCGAAAUCACUCCUCAUAACAUUGUCCCUGUCAAGGCUCCAGAAGAAGAUACCGAGUCAUACUUUCAGCAGCUUGAGGCAUCAUGGAAUACUCAGUUAUCUAAGUUAAAGCAGUAA